AUGAGGAAGCUGGGUCAUCAUCAACAGUCAACAAACGUGGCUGUUACAGGCAGCUCUGACCAGCAUGAACGAUCCUCAGGCCACAUUCCAAGAUUUUCACCCCCGUAUCCAAUGAUCCCCAAACUGUACGUGAUGCCAUGGAAGCAGGACAUGAAGAACCAGAGACUUCUGAUGAAGGCAGCAGCUCUGGCAGGGAUCCCCGUGGUUCCUCUUGAGGAGUCUUUGUGUUUCUGUGGUCGGGAACGUUUCUGCCACGGCCAGGACUCCACCUACACCACCUCCUCCACACCUCUAUUCAGUCAGACGGGACUGCCCGCUCAUAACUCCUCCCACCUCUGCAGGUACAACAGUUCUGUGGUGACGACCAGGCGGCUCAUCCAACCCUGA
Archocentrus centrarchus (flier cichlid) is the source of this 387-nucleotide messenger RNA. RefSeq names its product testis-expressed protein 43. The record is from RefSeq and is a predicted model, not a curated record. Lineage: Eukaryota; Metazoa; Chordata; Actinopteri; Cichliformes; Cichlidae.